AUGUCCGCCGCCAGCCUCCGCCGCCGGCCACAGACAAUCGUGGCUUGCCACGUCGCCCCGGGCCCGAUCCCGCGCCCCGUGCCCGCUGCCCUAGCGCCGCCGCCGGAGACGUGCUCCUCCGCCGCCUUCGUGCCCGACCCCGUCGCCGGCGCACCUCCCGCCGCCUCCCGUCGGGUCGCCGCCGCCGCCUCCUACUGUGGGCGCCCGAGCCCGAGCGCUCCACGCCCGCGUCGCCGGUGCCCCGCCGCCGCGUGCUCGCCGCCCGGCGCCGCCGCCAGUCCACCGUCGACCGGCUCCGCCCCGCCGCCGCAGGGCUCCGCCCUCGCCGGCCCCUUCGGCUUCGGGAUCGUUGGGAUCCGGCCCUCCCUCGCCGGAUCCGGCCACCGGCGCCGCCCCCCCCCCCCCGGCCUCCGGCCGCCUUCCUCUUCUGCGCCGGCGAAGAUGCCGGUGAACCUCGUUCUCCGCGCCAGAUCCAGGUCCGCAGGUUGA
This is a messenger RNA of Aegilops tauschii subsp. strangulata, 489 nucleotides long. NCBI's taxonomy places the organism in Eukaryota, Viridiplantae, Streptophyta, Magnoliopsida, Poales, Poaceae. The record is from RefSeq and is a predicted model, not a curated record.